Molecule: messenger RNA, 1225 nt
Organism: Pseudophryne corroboree (corroboree frog)
Lineage: Eukaryota; Metazoa; Chordata; Amphibia; Anura; Myobatrachidae
Product: nicotinamide N-methyltransferase-like
Exons: 3
Coding region: 1-780 (259 amino acids)
Cellular component (GO): cytosol
Molecular function (GO): N-methyltransferase activity
Source: RefSeq, a predicted model, not a curated record
AUGGCGUCCUCUCCACUGAAGUAUUACCAAUCUGAUGAUUUGAAUGCAAAACUAAUGCUUAAAACAUAUUUUUCAGCAACAGUGGAUAAAAAUAUUUUACAGGAUGCAGUCAUAUUGCCAUUGAAGCUACUUCACAAAGUGUUUUCCACAGAAAACAUUAGAGGAAAUAUCCUAAUUGAUCUAACUGCUGGUCCCAUCAUCUAUCAACUCUUGCCAGCCUGUGCGUUAUUCAAAGAAAUUAUCAUUUUAGACUGUAAUGACCCAUGUGUCGAGGAACUGAAAAAAUGGGUGAAUAAAGAUACAGAUGCCCAUGAUUGGACUUUUGCUGCACAAAUUGCAGCUGAGGAAGGAGAUGCAAGUGGAAGCUAUCAAGAUAUAGAAGCUAUGGUGAGAAGAAAAGUGAAAUGUAUUGAGAAGUGUGACCUGGCCAAGGAGAACCCUACAUCUCCAAGAGAGCUUCCAAAGGCAGACUGCAUCCUCUCUGUCCGAAUGCUGGAUGCUGUUUGUGAAGAUAAGAAUGCGUACCGCAGAGACCUGAGACAUAUGUCCUCUCUGCUAAAAGUUAGGGGGCAUUUAAUAUUGAUUGCAGAUAUCCACUCUUCUUUUUUUAUUGUCGGGGAAGAUAAGUACCAGCUACUAGAUUAUGAUGAAAACUUUCUACAAGAAACUCUAAAUGAUGAAGGUUAUUUGGUUAAAGCUUUUAUACCAAUAGAAUCGGAGGGAUCCUCUGAUCUCUAUGAAUUAAAAAAAUCAAUACUUGUUGUUGCUCAAAAACAAUGAUAAUCUUUCUUAAUGACUUCAAGGCUGGAGGGUUUACACCCCCCAUGACCGAAUAUUUAGAGUGCAUCCAUUGGUGGUGGUGAUUAACUUUAUUUCUGAGAUUCCCAUGGUGAAUUUAGUUUCUCUCAGUAGAGACAAAGCUUUCUUUGGUAAUAUAUUGGGAUAGAGGGGAUUCUGCUAUAUAAAAAAAAAAAUAAGCACAUUUUGGGGAAAAUCUUUUAAAAUUCUUCUUUAUGUUACAUUGUCCAUUAAUAUAGAAAUAAGUAACCUUACACUAUGUUACCCACACCCGUAAAUUGUUACACUGUGUGAGGAGUAUUAUACUUGUGUGACACCAGACAUGCGAUGCCUAGAAUAAUAACCUAGAACCAGGAUAAUUGUGGACUCCACAGAGAGCCACACAACACCUUCACAAAACAAUAGGGGUAAUUCAGAGUUGAUCGCG